AUGACUGUGCCUAAUCUCAUCGAGCAGCGGCCCUACAAUUCAACUUGGGCCGGUUGUGGUUGCGCCCGGGUGCGCAAACCGUGGAUCACAUCGGCUCUGUUUGAAGGCAGCUACGAUCUCCCUAUCGAGCGGUACCUACCGAGGUGCUACAGAAUCAGCCGCCCGUGGAGCUACAAGAUCAACCGCGGCACCUCUGUCACUCCAGAUUUCAAAGAAGGCCAGGCCUACUACGCUGCCUACAGAGCUGCUGUCGCGGACCAUCUCAGCAUAGCCACGACGCCCGUCUUGCGGCGUGCUCUGGAACACGCCUUUGAGCGGCUCCCAGAUCUCAAGUCUGUUGGGUUGAGACACUGCAAAGCCUACAGAGUGCCCGUUAGGAAUGGCGAGAUAAUCUGGGCUCGGCCGGAUGUCAAGUGCAAAGGCUGGAAGGCACUGGCCGAAGCCGCAGGACAUGAUCCAGCCGAGGCGUGGUAUGACGCUCUGCCGAUGAGUCCGGGUACUCCACGCGUCAGAGCCCAUGUGGUCUCGACCUUGUUGAUGGCGCUAGUGACCGCGCGAAAGAAGAUCGACAUCUUGACAUCUUGGACACCUGUGACGACUUCUGCAGUGGUCUCAUACUCGGUGAUUUUGGACUCACCAACUCGCAAUGGGGAUUCGAUCCUCUACAGCCUGGCCGGGGUGAGAGACCUCCCUCCAUCUCUGCAUCCGUGA
Messenger RNA from Parathielavia appendiculata, 711 nucleotides. RefSeq lists its product as uncharacterized. The transcript has 2 exons. Lineage: Eukaryota; Fungi; Ascomycota; Sordariomycetes; Sordariales; Chaetomiaceae. The record is from RefSeq and is a predicted model, not a curated record. The coding region runs from base 1 to 711 and encodes 236 amino acids.